GCCGCCCGUGCACCCGCGCCCAGCGCCCUCCGCUCCGCUCCGCGGCCCGCCGCCAACGCCGCCACCAUGCCCAAGAGAAAGGCUGAAGGGGAUGCUAAAGGAGACAAAGCCAAGGUGAAGGACGAACCACAGAGAAGAUCUGCAAGGUUAUCAGCUAAACCUGCUCCUCCAAAGCCAGAGCCCAAGCCUAAAAAGGCCCCUGCAAAGAAGGGAGAGAAGGUACCCAAAGGGAAAAAGGGUAAAGCUGAUGCUGGCAAGGAUGGAAAUAAUCCUGCAGAAAACGGAGAUGCCAAAACAGACCAGGCACAGAAAGCUGAAGGUGCUGGAGAUGCCAAGUGAAGUGUGUGCAUUUUUGAUAACUGUGUACUUCUGGUGACUGUACAGUUUGAAAUACUAUUUUUUAUCAAGUUUUAUAAAAAUGCAGAAUUUUGUUUUACUUUUUUUUUUUUUUAAAGCUAUGUUGUUAGCACACAGAACACUUCAUUGUUGUGUUUGGGGAAGGGCAUAAGUCACAAAUAGAAAGUCUUCAAAGCUGGACUGCCCUAGGGAGAAAUUAUUUUCCCCGCCAGUUUUGAGGCUUCCUCUUGAUUCCCAAGAGGAGGGAUUCCUUGAUGUUGACACAUUCACCACCUUGGCACCCAAUGCCAUGUGGUGUGGAAAAACUAAAAUGGGUUUUGAUGUCCUGUCUCCCUCUCUGCCUUCAGCAUAGACUCGACUCCCUUAAACCCAGAGAGACCUGUUGAUCCUGGACUCCCAAAAAGUGAUUAUCAGGAUGUUAGGGCUGGACUUGAGAGCCCCCACUGAGGCAGCAGCCCUCAAAGUAAAACGGUUCCCUUUUUUCGAUUGUGAGUCUUCAGAUUGAUCAUUCUGCCAUUUUCCUUUCAUUUCCUGAAAGUCAGGGUCGGCUUGUGAAAAGUUGUUAAACAACAUGCUAAAUGUGAAAUGUCAACCCUCACUCUAAACUUUCCCUGUUCAGAGCAUCAAAUGAAGAUGUCAUUGGGUUUUAUAGUGGCUUUCUGAUUUUGGUAGUCCAUUGAAGAAGGGAGUUUGAAAGUUAUUGUAUACUGUUAACGAUUGUCUGCCCAUGUCCUGCCUGAAAUACCAUGAUUGUUUAUGAAAAGUAUCUUUAAUAAAGCUGGAUACAGUUUG
This is a messenger RNA of Suncus etruscus (white-toothed pygmy shrew), 1149 nucleotides long. Its product is annotated as non-histone chromosomal protein HMG-17. NCBI's taxonomy places the organism in Eukaryota, Metazoa, Chordata, Mammalia, Eulipotyphla, Soricidae. Gene Ontology annotation, cellular component: nucleus; chromatin. Gene Ontology annotation, molecular function: nucleosomal DNA binding. The record is from RefSeq and is a predicted model, not a curated record. The transcript has a single exon. Gene Ontology annotation, biological process: chromatin organization. Bases 67 to 339 code for a protein of 90 amino acids.